This is a messenger RNA of Acipenser ruthenus (sterlet), 2308 nucleotides long. RefSeq names its product calcium uptake protein 2, mitochondrial-like. Bases 92 to 1411 code for a protein of 439 amino acids. The record is from RefSeq and is a predicted model, not a curated record. Gene Ontology annotation, cellular component: uniplex complex. Gene Ontology annotation, biological process: calcium import into the mitochondrion; mitochondrial calcium ion homeostasis. The transcript has 13 exons. NCBI's taxonomy places the organism in Eukaryota, Metazoa, Chordata, Actinopteri, Acipenseriformes, Acipenseridae. Gene Ontology annotation, molecular function: calcium ion binding.
UGAGCCAAACCAACUCACGGAACGGGUGUUAAUUUUUUUUUUCUUUCAAACUCCCAUUCUCGCGAGAAGACGGUUUGACACUUCCGCGAAGAUGGCUACCUGGGGAAGAGUUUGCAUGAGUUUGAGGAGAGGUUUUGGUAGAUUUACAGGUUUUAAACGCGCUGGGGUCCGCCGAGCAGUCGGACCUGGGUUGCUGGGGUCUCUGGUGUUCGGGAGCGGCUUGGCAUAUUAUCGGUACGGGUCAUGGGCCGGGCCCAGCCACUACACCGUGCAUGCUGCACAGGAGGAAAAGAGCGCAGGGGAGGAGGGGAUCUCUCCCAGGAAGCGUCGCUUCCAGCAGUUUGCCACCAUGGAGUAUGAAGAGGAGUCCUACAUGACACCGAGAGAUUUCCUCUACUCCAUCAUGCUGGAGAAUGAGGACCAUGAGUGCAGCGGGAUAUUGCAUCACAGUAAGAAGAACAUGGGCAAAGACAAACUGAAAAAAAAGAUCCUGACCAAAAAGGAAAUUGAUGCGAUGUUGAUAACGGCCUCGAAAGCAAAAGCCGGUUCCAGCCUCUUCAGGAGCAUGGGGGAUCAUGGAUUGAUAUCCUACACAGAAUACCUAUUCCUGUUGACUAUUCUUACAAAGCCAUGCACUGGAUUUCAUAUCGCUUUCAAAAUGCUUGAUGUAGAUGGCAAUGAGCAGGUGGACAAAAAGGAAUUUUUGAAGCUGAAAAACAUCAUUGGGAAGACAAAAGAGGUGAAAAUGUUUAAAGACGACAUGGAGGACUCUGUGAAUGAAAGCCCUGAGCAGAUUAACACAACACUGCUUGUGUAUCUGUUUGGCCGGGCUGGGAAUCAGAAGCUCCAGUACCAGGAGUUUCAAAGGUUCAUGGAGGAUCUGCAAGCUGAAAUGCAGGAGAUGGAGUUCAUGCAGUUUUCCAAAGGCAUGGACACCAUGAGGAGAGAGGACUUUGCAGAGUGGCUGCUCCACUACACCAACGAAGAGGACAACGAGGCCUACUGGGAGAACAUGAGGAAGAGGAUUCCGCCAGGCCAGAGCAUCAGUUUUGAAGAGUUUAAAUCGUUCUGUCUGUUCACCAACAACAUGGAUGAUUUUGCCUUCACUAUGAAAAUGAUCAGUGAAGCCAACCGGCCCAUUAAAAUGGCUGAAUUCAAAAGGGCCGUGAUGAUCGCGACGGGACAUGAGCUGUCUGAGAGCGUUCUGGACACUGUCUUCAAGAUAUUCGACCUGGACGGAGACAACUGCCUCAGCCACAAGGAGUUCCUGGGAGUGAUGAAUGACCGAAUUCGGCGCGGGUUAAAGGUGCAACCCCAGCAGGGAAUCCAGGGCUACUGGAAGUGUGUGAAGAGAGAGACUCUGAAAGGGGCACAGGAAGCGCUGCGGCAGACUGGGAGAAGCCCCUUCUGAUUCCUGCCCGAUCUGCACCUUCUUUCACUCACUGAUUCUUUAUACUUGCACGCUGGGGUUGCAGUUUCUAUACAAUGAUAUCAUAUUACUUUGCUUGGUUGUUUGGGUUCCACAGAUGUUUUUGGUAUCGCUCCCAAUUAUUCUUUAAAGUGACUAGUUUUUUUCUAAUUGGUUUCUAAUAAGAUCCCCUAUAAACAGGCAAUAAUGGGGUUUUUUUUGGUUUUCUUUUUUUUAUAUAUUUUGAUAACAAAAUGAAUGAUUCAGAAUGUUUUUCUAGUAUUUUUUUAUUAUUGAAUGUGUUGCAAAUUAUGAAAAAUAAAAUGCCACAAAUAUGUGCUGUUAAACAGCCUGUAUUCCCUUCUGGCUCUUCUUAUUCUAACACUACUCAGUGUUACAAGUGGCCAGAUUCACAAAGCAUUCAUGCUGUAUGUCACGCAGAAUCACGCUAUACUUCUUUGUUUGAUUAUGUCAUCAUCACUGGAGAAAACAAGCGUUUAAAUUGUGAAAUCGUGGCAUUAAAGCAACUCUUCGUGGGUAAAGUGCAGUGCACAGAAACAGGGCACUGAUUUAGUGAUGCACCCUGCUCACUUUAACAGGACCGAUUUGGAAAAACGUCUGCAUGUUGUUUGCAUGUUGUCUGCAUGUUGUUUGCUGUGUUUGCUCAGCUCAUGGAGUGCCUGUGUUUUUGCAUUUCACAUGGGUUAAGGGAGGGGAUGCUCUCAAACUGAAUGUGUUUCAAAACGUACUCUCUCUGUUGGGUGAGUUUUAAUCUCUGUUUGUUUCUAAACAUGAUUUUGUCAGUGGUGUUGGACGAAUACUACAGGUUUUGUCUUUUUGUUUUUGGUUUUUAUUAAACAAAUGUAUAGCAAAUAUAAUAAAGCUUGUACUUUUUGCAGA